AGAUACAACAGUUGUCGUUGGCGUGUCGUCGGUUUCAGAGCGUUUCGAAAAUCCCAAUUUCCAAGUCGCAGUUGGAAAAACAGAGCUGAAAAUUUAGAAAAAACUAUUUAGCGCGCGCGGAAAUUACUUGAAAAUACUGUUUGUGCAAUUUUAGUGACGGAAUAAAUAACUCAAAAGCUAACACCCAAAACCUUUAGCUGCACUUGUGUUCGCACCUUUCGCAAACUAAACGAAAAUAUUCUGAAUUUCUGAAAAAUAAAUCUCAAGGGUGGAAAUGUCGCCGGCAGAUGAUAACUCCUUUGCCACAACGAGUGGCAACAAGAAGGCCACCUACACGCUGAUAUGCAUUAAAAUUGUGGAAUUGUGCCUGCUAAUAUGCUGCCUGGGUUUGAUCGACGAGCCGGCCACCAAUUCCCACCUGCGAGUGUUCAUCACUCCAAGGGUAAUGGCUUUGUGCUAUGUGACCUUUGGAGCCUUGGUCAUCUACACUGCAAUCUAUCUGAUAAUGGCACUCUUUGGUGAUUUGACUCCCUGGCGCACGGCCACCCUGUGGUCCCUGGUCGGCUUCAUUCUGUUUGUUGCCGUCACCGCUCUGCUCUUCCGGGACUGGAGCACCACCAAGGAUCGCAACUACUGGCACCCGAACAUGCAUCGUCUGGACCUUGUGAUGGCCUCUGCCUCCAUUUCCUUGGUCACCUCGCUGGUCUUCUUGCUGGACAUCCUCAUCACCAUUCGCUUUGGCGUUCAUGGAGAUCUGGAAUGACAUGGACGGACCUGGUCAAGAGGAGCAUGGCGUGGACUGUAAUAUUUAUAGCUCCAGCUUAGUUGUAAGGACACACAUACCCCCCCAGUCUCCCAGCUAAUUGUAAUCCCACGAAACGAAAGAAAAAAGAAACAAGAAAAAUCUGAAUUGCCAUCAUCGAAUCGAAAAAUGUACAAAAAAGACGACGUCCGAGGAGGUUUAAAGUUUUCUACGCAUCGCCUGCCCUGUUUUUUUGUUUUUCUUUUUAUUAUUUAGCUUAUAAAGAAAGCAUCACGAACGUUUUAUCUAAACCAAUUAAUAAGUAAGAACCCAACACGAGUAAAAUUUCAACUAUUUAAUGUGCAAAAUGAAAAGCAAACAGAAAUCGAAUAUAUUUUCUUAAUGUUUUA
This is a messenger RNA of Drosophila kikkawai, 1152 nucleotides long. RefSeq lists its product as uncharacterized. NCBI's taxonomy places the organism in Eukaryota, Metazoa, Arthropoda, Insecta, Diptera, Drosophilidae. Gene Ontology annotation, biological process: septate junction assembly. The record is from RefSeq and is a predicted model, not a curated record. Gene Ontology annotation, cellular component: plasma membrane.